AUGACUCAGGCUUGGAUUGGGAGGAGUGGUACCGCUACCCAUUGCACCGCUCAGGUUCAGCGACUUCCACAAGGAGGUACUGGCCACCUCUUCAUCCCAUAUAUACAUCUUCUUAUGAGCCUUACCGUGCUGAACUCCGAUGCGCCUUCCCCGCGAAUCACCGACCAAACUGGCCUGAUGCCACCAGCUCCACCUGAUCCCCACAUCAAGUACCUGUGGAAUGAAAGUGUGGACGUGAGCGAGAUGGGCGGGAUAGAGCAGAACGAAGUGCUGCAAUUGCGUAUGAUGCUCGGCAUCGAGCGGAUUUCCACGGAGACGCUGUCUCGUUACAAUGUCAGGGCACAUAUGGAUGGUUACGACCAGCCUGCUAUCCUUUACCCCAGAUAUCGCGGUCUAGCCUCGCGAAUUCGUAUCCCAGCCGGCCUGAAGGUUAUACGUAAAGUUGGCGAACGCUUGGAAAAGGAGAACUACCCCAUCAUGGAUGACCCUGUGCUCAAAGCGCGUUUCUUUGGCAUGUUCGGCUACCAUAUGACGACAGUAUCCGACCGCGCUGUCAUACUGACCACUAAUGAGCGGGAUGCUCUCGCUAUGUAUGAAGCAACGGAUGGUGCUUUGGCUUAUGCCCUCCCUCAUGGAGAGCAUAUAGAUCCAGCCGUUUUUCCAUACUUGGAAGACUUCGAGCAAAUUUUCCUCUGGUUUCCUCCACGCCAUCUUGAUUACGCCAAAGAAUGGGGCUAUGCACUGAAUGGUGCCAGAUGCUACUUGAUUAGAAGCCCUGAAAGACCUAUUGAGCUAGUGCGCAAUGGCAAGUUCAAGGAAGUUAAGCAUAUCCUUGGCAGAGAAUCGGUGCGUCUACGAGAAAGAGGAUUUCGUUCUAUGACCGAUAUCCGUGAGGAACUAAAGGCGGAUUUGAUCAAUUCCAGCACUCGCCAACUUGGCUUAGCACAGUGGAAACGAUUCGCUCCCCUCAACAAAUAUUUGCUGGGUCUUCGUCCAGGGGAGCUAACUGUGCUCACUGGUGGUACAGGCUUUGGAAAAACCACAUUCCUAUGCGAAUAUGCUCUGGACCUCUUCACCCAAGGGGUGCGAACAUUAUUUUGUAGUUUUGAGAUGCCAGAGGAGAAAAUUCUAAAAUGGAUGCUUGUACAGUAUGCAGGAGUACCCCUGUAUCGUGUAGAGUACAGCAGUGCAAUUGAUACGUGGCUGGAUAAGUUUGAACGGACCAAGGGGCCUUUAACCAUUAUGAAGACGACAGAGUUCCGAGAGAGGAGCAUCAAUCAAAUUGCGGCGGCCAUUCGUAACCAGGUCAUCAACAGCGGCUGCCAACACGUUGUUAUAGAUAACUUACAAUUUUUGGUGAACCAGUCUACUAUGAGUGACGACCAAUCUAGCAGUCUAGAGCGUUUUCAUAUGCAGGAUCGUUUUGUCGGACAUAUGAGAGCGCUGGCCACACAGUAUGGAGUUCAUGUCACAAUGGUCGUUCAUCCCCGAAAAACUGACACCGACACCGAUCUUGACAUCCAACACUUCGGUGGUUCGGCGCGUGUCACGCAAGAAGCAGAUAAUGUUCUUGCAAUACAAAGAAGGCGCGACGAUCGUGACCGCAGCAAGUUCAGAAAAUUCCUAUAUAUUCUCAAAAACCGCUAUGGAGGGCAUAAAGUGGAGACGGACCAACUGGAGAUGCUUUUCCAACCUGGCACGUACUCACACACUAUUGUUGAUCACUCUCUAAAGCUUUGACUAUGUUGAAGACAUGUCAUCCUCAUCUGAUAGAGUACAUAACCCUGCUAUAAUGAAUGAAAUUUGACGAUACGACUUCGCGAUAAAAAGUUGCAUUUUGCGGUUAUAGAAUUGCUCGUCUUAAAUGUCGGUUGCGUCCAUAGUGUAUUCGCAUUCCUAUUAUUUGGCUGUUGUGAUCACUCUUUCUUACGCAUGACGUAUUGUGUAAGCUUUAUCGUGUUGUAUUUGGCACUUCUUGAGGGAAUCAUCAAAACUGCCAUUAGUUGGAUGCUACAUAAUUUUUAUAUUCGCGCAUUUAUCCACUGAC
Molecule: messenger RNA, 2047 nt
Organism: Cylicocyclus nassatus
Lineage: Eukaryota; Metazoa; Nematoda; Chromadorea; Rhabditida; Strongylidae
Source: the annotation of a GenBank genome assembly